Macrosiphum euphorbiae (potato aphid) is the source of this 375-nucleotide messenger RNA. The record is from the annotation of a GenBank genome assembly. Lineage: Eukaryota; Metazoa; Arthropoda; Insecta; Hemiptera; Aphididae.
AUGGCUCUUGCUAGUAUGCAAAGGAAAACCAAUGUACGAUUGCCUCCAGAAAUUAAUAGGGUUCUUUACAUAAGAAACUUACCUUACAAAAUAACAGCUGAGGAAAUGUAUGAUAUUUUUGGAAAAUAUGGCGCCAUUCGUCAAAUUAGAGUAGGCAACACCCCAGAUACAAGAGGAACAGCAUUUGUAGUAUAUGAAGAUAUAUUUGAUGCAAAGAAUGCCUGUGAUCACUUGUCUGGAUUCAAUGUGUGCAACCGAUACUUAGUCGUCUUAUAUUAUCAGUCAACCAAAGCAUUUAAAAAAUUGGAUACAGACAAGAAGAAAGCAGAAUUAGAAAAAGUUAAAAUGAAAUAUGGCCUCAGUGAAGAAAAUUAG